Molecule: messenger RNA, 1724 nt
Organism: Musa acuminata AAA Group (dessert banana)
Lineage: Eukaryota; Viridiplantae; Streptophyta; Magnoliopsida; Zingiberales; Musaceae
Product: probable serine/threonine-protein kinase PBL7
Exons: 5
Coding region: 147-1319 (390 amino acids)
Biological process (GO): protein phosphorylation
Molecular function (GO): ATP binding; protein kinase activity
Source: RefSeq, a predicted model, not a curated record
CCCCCUCGGCAGUCAAUUGACAUGUAAGAUGAGCUCUUCCCGUUUCCUCCGCCACUCACUGCCUUCUUUCUUCUCACUCCUUCCCACCUGCUCAAGAGAAGCGACAAAAAGGGUAGCACCUCGGAAGGAUCGGACGGAGAGAGAGGAUGGGAGGGUGCUUUCCCUGCGCCGGAGAGCCAAAGACGGUCGAGAAGGAUCAGCCCCAUCUUCCGACAGGUAUCCGAGAUAAGUCAAAAUCCAAUCUUUCUUUGGAUGUUAAGAAAGAGAGCUUGGCGGAUGAAAAGGAGACAUCAAGUAAUGGAUCAGGACACAUUGCUGCUCAGACAUUUACGUUCAGAGAACUGGCUGCUGUAACAAAGAAUUUUAGAGCUGAUUGCCUAUUGGGAGAGGGAGGAUUUGGUCGAGUGUACAAGGGCAAAUUGGAAAGUAGCAACCAGAUUGUGGCUAUAAAGCAGCUUGACCGUAAUAGCUUGCAAGGAAACAGAGAAUUUCUUGUUGAGGUUCUUAUGUUGAGCCUACUCCACCACCCUAAUCUUGUUAACCUAAUUGGUUAUUGUGCUGAUGGAGAUCAAAGGCUUUUGGUCUAUGAAUAUAUGCCAUUAGGAUCCUUGGAAGACCAUCUCCACGGUAUUUCACACCUUUCUCCGGAUAAGAAGCGACUUGACUGGAAUACUCGAAUGAAAAUAGCAGCUGGUGCAGCGAAAGGCUUAGAGUAUUUACAUGAUAAAGCCAGUCCUCCCGUUAUAUACCGUGAUUUAAAAUGCUCUAAUAUUUUGCUCGAUGAGGGGUAUCAUCCGAAGUUAUCUGAUUUUGGCUUGGCAAAGCUUGGUCCUGUAGGCGAUAACACACAUGUUUCCACUAGGGUCAUGGGUACCUAUGGAUAUUGUGCACCUGAAUAUGCAAUGACUGGACAGCUGACAAUAAAAUCAGAUAUUUAUAGCUUUGGAGUUGUUCUUUUGGAGAUCAUCACCGGAAGAAGAGCCAUUGACAAUUCUAGAGCUGCAGGAGAGCACAAUCUUGUUGCAUGGGCACGACCACUGUUCAAAGACAGGAGAAAAUUUUCACAGGUGGUUGAUCCAGUGCUUCAGGGUCAGUAUCCUCCAAGGGGUUUAUAUCAGGCGCUUGCUGUCGCUGCAAUGUGCGUGCAGGAGCAACCUGCUUUGCGGCCCCUGAUAGCUGAUGUUGUUACAGCUCUUUCAUACCUUGCUUUGCAAAAUUUUAACCCCGAAAGCCAACCAAAUCAGAACACCUCUCGUUCGACCACACCAGGUACACCCCCUCGAACCAGAAGGGACACUGAGAAGAGGUCCGGAUAUUGAGGUGUUAAGUUGUGGAAGUAAAGGAGGGUAUAAUUGGAUCCAUGCAGUACUCUGCCAGUAGCUAAUGCCAAGUGCAUGAACCUUGCAGCUUCACCUGGCCUAGUACCAUCUCUUGGCAGUAGAUCCUACACAUAUUUUGCCAUGUAGUUAAUCAUGGUUGGGGGCAUACCCUCCUUCGGCUGGUUCCUUGGUUUCUUGUGCCAGUUCUUGAACCAAGUUUGAUGCCAGGUUGGCCUCUGCUCGACUCAGAAUUAAUUUUAUCUGACCAAGUACAUUCUUUUUGUUGUUGAGUAUGUAAUUUUGGUUGCUUAUACCAAAGUGAAUGUAUUAGAUGGCACAUCUUCUGAUAUUCCUUCUAUCUUGUUUUAGAAUUUAGCUAAAUACAUUGUUCAAGUGCUUUUCACA